UAUUGAAUGAUUCGGUGGCCUUAGUUAACAAUAACUUUUUGUUGUUGAUUUUGAUAUACUGGAGAAUCGUAAAUUUCGUUUUUUUUUAAUUCGCAGGACAAUGGAUGUUGUUAAAAUACCGAAUGCCAUUGGACAUAAACCAAACGGGAUGACGAAGACUCCUAAUUUUGUUCCCGAUGAAAAAAAAAUCAACUUGGACUUUAUCAACUGCAAUCUCCCUGAGGAUACCUCGCACUACACCAUAUCCGACAAGAAAUCUCCUAAAUUAGCAACGUACUAUUUCAAACACGAAGAAACUGAAAACAAUAUGGAAAAUGAUAUUAAUCACACAGAAACACUUUCUCUAGACAAUCAAACCGACGACCAGGAAAAAAACCAACAAGCUAAAGAUCAUGCCGAAGAAAUCGAUGCUCAGAAACAGAAUGUCAAUCCUAUUCUUCGACCGUUUGGAAACAGCAGAAGCGCUAGACCCAAAUCGUUAUCAGACGACAGGAUUAGAAUUCUAGUCCAGCAAGCGGAGGAAUUGGUGAGCGACAAGCGGCACAUUGGCAAAUUAUCGAAAGUGAACAAAUGGCUGAAGCUCGAAAAGCCCGACGACAGCUGCGACGCCAGCGGCGAGGACGACGAAAAAGAAUCUCAAGCUUCCGAUGAUCUGGACACCAGCAGCGCGACGUUGCGCGGCACGGACAAUUCGACCUCCCAAAACUCCAUUCAAGAUCUCGAUUUGCACUUGAACGGAAAGAAAUGGCUCAGUUCCGGUUCGAGGCUCAAUCGUACCAGCACCGGUAUGAAUAACUUUUCGAUAUCGGAGUCGGCGCUGCACCAAAUGAUUCUGCCGCUCAAAGGAUUUCCUGCAUCGUUUUCCGCCGUUAGCAGCAACAACAUCAACGUUAAUUCCAAUAAUUCGACUUCCUCGACCGUCGAAGAGGUAUUACCGCUAAUAGCUGAAAAGAUAUCUCCGGUCAGAAAAAAGAAAUCGAAGUUGAAGAAAAGACCGUUGGUCGGCAAAUCCGAUACUCAUCUGUUAUAUAAUGGAGGCUGCAAGAACAGGAGCCAUCUCAUCAAGUCUGGUUCAUUUCCUGGUUACAGUACAAAAACUACUAAUGGCAAUACAAACGUCGAGCAGGAGACUUUUACCGGUCACACUUACUACGCGGGCCACAGUGAGACCUCCACUACGAGUGGCGGAGAUAGCGAGGAAGAUAUCCACAAAAGUCGACCUGCUAAUUUCAAAUACGGAGGAAGGACUCGUUAUCUUCAUCAUGAAGCUUCGCGAGACAACAAAUUUGGUAAGAACGUCAUACCCACCGAGGAGCAAUCCAGCUCUCUAUCAGAACAAGCAUGGGACAACUACCAAGAGAACUAUCUUUCCGAACCGUACAGCGAAUCCCACGACUCCGACGCGGCCAGGAGGCUCCUGAAUUUCGGCGAGGACUACAGGAAGUUCAUCGACAGCCAGUCGGACUGGUCGGCGUUCUCCGACAUAUCGCCGCGCAUGAAGAGGAAAUCCUGGCCGCAGCCGAACGACGAAGACUCCAACAGCGACGAGGAGUCUUUGAAGCAGCUGAUCAACGACUCGAGAGACCAGCUGCGCUACGCCGAAGACGUCUACGAGCAGCUCAAGCUCGGCGUGCACGAGCAGCUAGUUACCAGCGAAAUCGACGACUUGAUAACGACAUGUGAACGACACAUAGCUUUGUUAAAGCACAUCAACGAAUCAUCUUACGAGUACAAGAUGUCUUUCGUCGACAAAGCCGUUACGGCAGAUUUGCUAGACCAAUGGAGGGUUCUGAAAAGCCGGAGCUCGUACAUGGACGAGUACAGGCGUUUGCGUAAACAAAUAUCGGACUUGAAGUCGUUCAUCGAAUUGCAGAAUAUUUCCGAGAGGAAACUCCAUUCGCCGCAGCCCUGCGGUAUCGACGAUAUUUACAAUGAGAUCGAUAAUUGCAAUAAAAUUCUGGACUCGCUCUCGCAGCAAAGCGGAAAUCUCGCAUCUAUUAACGCUCUCGUUCAUCGCUACACUCUUGACAAUCAAGACUGCGAAGAAUUCAACGGGACCGCUUUGAAAGGGGAGAUUUCGGAACUGUACGAAAUGUUCGACAAUGCCCGCACAUGUGUUACUGAGGAAUUAUCUCAGUUAAAGACUCUUUUACCAGUGUGGAGAAUACUCGAAUCGCGAUUGGAUCAGCUUCAAAUCGACCUAAAAAUGGACGAGAAACUGAUGGAAACCAUCGAUUACUCUCUUACCAAUGGAAUGUUUACGGAUCAAACCGUCGCUUCAGUUCGAGAAGUGGCCAAAUUAUUAUCAGAAACCAACAAUUCGAGCGCCCAUCACAACUCGGAGGUGGUUACUGAAGGGUCGUACUCGGACAGCGGGAUAUCCGACGAAGGAUCCGAGCAAGAAAUAGGCGAGAGGCAACGAAGACUAGCCGCUAUAAGGAGGCUGGUGCGCCAGCUGGAGACCGGAUUGUCUUCGGAUUCGAGGGCGAGGUUGAUGAUGAGAGAAAAACUGAGAGCGACCGAAGACGAACUUAAAGCUUUGCAGUUGCGCUGCAGGUCGCUGAUUUCUCGCACUUCAGCGUGCUCCGAUCGCCUGAGGCCGGCGUCGGAACAGGAGGUUUCGAAACCAGAGGAUUCGAAGGUGAAAGUCGCAUCCGGAGAUCCAGACAGCGAUCCAGGGAAGAGCCCGAAAGCGAAGUCCUGGUUCAAAAGGUUCUUCAAAGCGUCCGUAACGUUUCAGCUGGUCUUGCUGGCGUUCGUUUGCCUGAGUUGUAUUUUGGAACCGAGCUGUUGCGACUACAUGAAUAACUAUUCCUGGACUUUGACUCCCAAGCUUCACUAUGAAGCUCGCCCGCCAAUAUAAAGAGUACUUAAUAGGUGAUUGCAUGAUUGUACAAUGUAUUACGUUUUAUAUUAAAAUUUUUAAUCAUUUUCUCUACAAAUAUUAUUCUCUCAGUGGUGUCCACUCAUUUUUUACUAACUAAUAAAUUUAUAUGAAUUUACAAUAUUUUGUAAUUCUGGGAAUAUGUAAGAUUAAGGUAAAUGAAUUUUGAUACAAGUUUAAAUUAUACUCCGGUGCAAACUAAACGAAUCGUCUGCAAUUUUUGAUAAAGUAAAAAAUACAGAUGAACCAUUUAAUUUAUAUCAGAGUGUAUAUUAGAUAUAUUAUUUUUAUUACACAUAUUUUUAGUUUCUAUGUUUUAGAACAGGUACCCAUACAAAC
Molecule: messenger RNA, 3223 nt
Organism: Phyllotreta striolata
Lineage: Eukaryota; Metazoa; Arthropoda; Insecta; Coleoptera; Chrysomelidae
Source: the annotation of a GenBank genome assembly